UGUUGCUGCUGCUGUAUGUAGAUAAGUUGGACACUUUGAUGACAUUUGUGUUUGAUAUUCUUACAAAUUACUACUCCCCCUUCCCCUCCCCCCUCCUGCCUGUGGGCUCCCUGGGGCAGACGAACUCGUGUGGACGCAAGUGAUCGAAGACGAUAUUCUCGCUCGUAUUCUCAGUGGUCGUUCAGGCAGAAGAUAAUGCUUAAAUACGUACAACGCUGAUAUUGCCGUCUUUCGAUAAAAACGUUCUGUCGUCGACAACGUCGUCGUCGCUGUCGUAAUGGCUUGAAUAUUUAUUUGAAGAAAUUAAAACUGCCAGACAGUUAACAGCCAUUCAUUCAUUCAGGUGCUGCUAAACGGCGAGCGCGUGGCUUAGAUGCGGUAGAAUAUUUUCUACGUUUUAAGUUUUCUUUACUUGACGUUCGUUCAUUCCUUUGUUUGUUCGUCGCAUUAUCUGUCAGUCGAUAGUCGUCGUUUUGGCCGCUUGUGAAAAAAAUUAAAAAAAAAAAUAUUGAAACCCAAAACCUUAAACUCUCAGCGGAAUAUUUCGAUGAAAUUUUGAAAGAAAAAAAAACGGCAGAAGAUAAAUAAACAAAAAGGCGAAGAAACGUUUUUUUUUCGGUGGGAAUAUUUCCGUGCUAACUGUAAUUACAAUAACAACAACAUCAAAAAAAAGUUCACACCAACCCAAAGUGGUCGUAGUGAAGUGCUAAUUGAAAGUAAUUUAAGCGCUGCGAUCAGCCCACCAAGCCAGGCCCAAAACAGCCCAGCUGGCUCAAGAUUUUAGCUGUGAUAUUCAAACUAAAUGCUUCGAAACUAGUGCAAAUUAAAGUAAAUUGUUUCCAUAAAAUUCCAAAAUUUUAACUUGGCAAAAAAAUCCGAAAAAAUUGAACUGCCAAAAACCACAACCAUUUAACACCAAAUAUUGAAUUAAAAAAAAUAUUCCAUGGAAUUUUAAAGUAAAUUUUUUUCCAUAAAAAUUUUCGUGUGGAAUACCAAAAGUGACUUUAAAAAAAAACAUUCACAAAAACAACACCAAAAAAUUAGCAUUCCAAAUGGGUAAAUACUAGCCAAUAAGAAAUUUGCCAAAACACAAAAAAAAAUUCAUUCUCCCAUGAAGGCUGUGUAGAUGAAAAAAAAAACAAGUGAUAAAAAAAUUAUAUAAAAAUACAAUACAAUUUUAAUAAAAAAAAAUUAAAAAAUAAAAACAAAAAGAUUGUGAUAAAAACAAAUAUAUUAAAAUAAUAAAAAUACAAAAAUUAAUUUUGAAGCUGAAAACGGAUAAUUCUCCCUACCAACAUUUUCAAUAAGACCAUUAAAAAUUGCAUGCAAUUUGCGGCAGUGAAGUGAAGCCCAUUAUUAUGAGUGCAGUGGUAACAGCAACAAUAGCAACAACAACAACACCAAUAAUUAUUGGUCCAUAAAGGAAAUUCCAGUGGAACGACAGGAAACGGAAAUAUCAAAAUUACAACAAGGCUAUUGGGGUAUUAAAUUCCGGUGCCUUGCUACAAGCUUUACAAAGAGAGCUAGAGAGAGGAAAAUACGAAUCAAAAACUUCCCUGGGCCAUGAAUGCCACAGCAUUUGAAAAUCAUCAAACCAAUACAGCCAUGGAUCAUUGCGGCGAUAUGGCGAUGAUGGACCAGUCCAAAGAUGAAGUGGAUUUUGUUAAAGUACAAGAAAACAACAACAAUAGCAAUUUUCUAAACUUCAAAAAUGAAGUGACAACACCAACAGUGCCAAAAAGCCAACCACAAAACCCAACCAACCCAGCUAAAGUGCCAAAGGAGCGUUUAUCGUUAUUUAGUUUCUCCAAAAAAUCUUCAUCCACAAAAUCUCCAUCACCUACUUCGACAGAAAAUGAGAAAAACGAAAAAUCCAAUGCCACCACAGACAAUGGCUUUGCUUGCCAGCCACCAACCAUACCCAUUGGUACACCACCACGUCACAAAAAAUUCAGCAAAAGUUCAUCCUUCUCCCGGCUGCUGGGCAAUACCUAUAAUGCCAAAAAAUUCGAAAAGGAAGAGAAAAAACUGGUGGAGGGGAAAUUCAAUACAUUUGGGGGACGCCGUCGCUCCAGCGGUCCCUAUUUGGAGCGUUUCAAACGUUAUGCCAAAGAAGAGGGUGAUGUGGCCAAUGGCAAUCACAACAACAAAAACAAGGAAGCAUUGGCCUCUUCGAAAGAUUCAUCGUCGAAGAAAAAGGAAGACAAAUCCAAAUGCGAUACCCUAGAUCGCCAUCUAAUGGCCUUGGAGAAUUUCCAGGAACACCGCAAUGGCGGUGAUUUGAGCUCGAAGGCAAUGCGCACCUUGUCACGAGGUUUGGGCAAAUUAUGGUGGAGACGUACCCACAGCAUUGACAUCAGUUCACCGGAUCCAGAAUUCAAGGUUUCCUAUUUGGGCAAUGUUUUAACGGGAUGGGCCAAAGGUGAGGGCUGCGUGGAAAAACAGCUGAACACACUCUGGCGCAAUUAUACGCAAAACAAUAAACCCGAUGUUAUAAUGCGCCUGAAAGUAUGUGCCUCCGGCCUGAAAGCCACCACAAGACAACACGGACUAACGGAAUACUGGGCCAAUCGCAUAACACAUUGCUGUGCACCAAAGAACUAUCCGCGGGUGUUCUGUUGGAUCUAUCGCCAUGAGGGCAGGAAGCUGAAACAUGAACUGCGAUGCCAUGCGGUGUUGUGCAGCAAGGAGAAGCAAGUGCAAGAAAUCUGUGAUACUUUAAAGGCUAAUCUCGAGUGUGCUCUGCGUGAAUUUAAACGUGAAAAAAUUCUCAAACAGAAUGCCCGUCUCAGUUUGGCAAAUGCUGUCUACGAUAAUCCCAGUUUGCCGCGUCGCAAAAUUCUCUUGAGUGUGGGCAGCAACAAUUAUCGGCCUCCGCUGGAGCGCUCCAAAUCGGCACCCAAAUUAAUGGCCAUAGAAGAGGCCAUUGGUGAGGAGGGUGAAGAGGCUGAGGAGACCAAUGAGCCGGAAAUGAAACCAUGCUGUCAAAAAGAUUCUCUCUAUCCAGCCAUGACAUUGGGUCGACGACGUUGUCGUCGUGGCCAUUCCAUUAGGAGAACUGGCAAGGCCCGACCCGUUAGUUAUGCCACCGGAGAUCUGGCAAGCAGCUGUACGGGUCAACAAUGUUGCAAUGCCGAAAUCCAAACAACCAAACCAAAUGAGAACAAAGAAACUGAAAUCAAACCCAUACAAGAGGAAGAGUGCCGCCUCAAUGCUGAGGGCUCCGAUGACUCGGAUGAUUUUGAAAAGAUCCUGCAGCACAAUAACUAUGACAGCAAGGCCUCAUUGGCCAAUGAAUUGAUGCCCUAUUUCGAGAGUCAAUUACACAAGAAGAACAGCAGUAGCUGUGGUAGUCUAAGUGAUCUGAGAUGCGGUCCCGAGGAGGAGGAUGGUGAGCCAUUGAGUUUGACACCAACCAUAAAUGUGGAUCCCAAUGCUGAUCCCAUCAAUGAUUUCAAACUUAAUAACCAAACACAAUAUGAGGCCACCUCAUCACCGGGAGUUUCGUUGAGACGCUCUGGGGUUUGCAGUGAUGGUGAGGAUGAUUUCCUGGGUGAAGAGGAGGAGGAUAUGUAUUUCCGCCAGGCAGCCAUUUUGAAUAUGUUGCAUCGCCACUCCAUGCGUAAAAUGGCCAAUUUAUCUCUGAGCAGUGAUGAGGGCAGCAGUAGUUUGGAGACCCACUCCGGAGCCAGAGACUCUUCCUCCUCGAUGCGCUACAAACAUCAACAGCAGUCAUCCAUUUCCUCGGAUACCUCCACGGCCUCAUCGUUGGGCCAACAAAUGGCCGGCAAUGAUUUGGUGGGCAGCAAGAGGCUUAUAAGCAAUGACAGUGCUGAUGAGGGUUCCAUAUCGAGUGGUUGUGAAACCGCCAGCACAGUGACCAACAAUCAAGAUGAUCUAUCGCUGCAGUUUCGUCAAUCCCAGUUGCAGCAGAUUUCCUCAUCGCUACAACAUCCCUACACGGCAGAUGAUUUGGCCGAGGCCACAUCCCUGGAAUCGGAAAUCAUUGCAGACAAUAAUGAUCUGUAUAAGCAAUUACAGGGACGUAGCAAUAGCGAUGCGGCCACAACAUUUAGUAGCUCCUCUUCGAUAACCCUUAAAAUGGAUUCAUCACCAAAUAAUUCCAUUAAAGAUUUGGUCAGCGUCAUCGAAACUAAUCCAAAUUCGUUAAAACAAACCAAUUCUUUGACAUCGACGACAUCCUCGAAUCGCCCAAGAAGAACUCGACGCCAAAGGGAUACCAAACCGGAUUCCGAUUCGGAAUGCAGUGAUGAGUCCGGCUAUGUUGAGUAUCAGGAAAGGGAUAAGGGAAAUAAAACGAAAGCGGAAGCAACACAGCAACCAAAGCCACAAUUACCAACCAAGCCUCAGAUACCACCAAAACCAAUGCCCCGCAGAUUUAUCAGUGUCACCCAUUGUAGCAGUAAUAGUACUUCGGUAUAAAAUUCAUGCGAACAUAUAUAUACCUGCGAAGUUUGUAUGAAAUGUAAAAAAGGGUAUAUUUUUUAGGGCCGUUUUGAAUAGAGUAUGUCCUUCAGGCUUCCAAAGAGAAAGGAUUUCAGGGUGGAGUAAAGAAACUGAAAUCAAAUCCAUUUUUCGUUUUAAAUAAUUUGGAGGACUUGGCGAACUCUCUAUUUAAGGCCUGUUUUUGAAAGUGAAUGCGAAAGAAAAACACCCUUUCAAAUAAGUUUUUCAGAACACUUUUUUUCUAAUAUUGAAAUCCGAAAUUUGAAAUACACCUUUGGAAUCUUGUAUUUCGUUCGCAUUGGUCAUAGAAAAACAGGCCGCUAAUGGAGAGACUUGACGGAUUCUCUAUUUAGGGUCUGUUUUUGUAGGACAAUAUAAAAAACACCCUUUCAAAAAAGUAUUUCAGAAUUUUAUUUAUUUUCUAAAAUUGAAAUCAAAAUUUCGAAAUACACAUUUGGAAUUGUGUUCUUCUUUCGCAUUCCUUAUAGAAAAACAGGCUUUUACAGGAUAUACUUGACGGACUCUCUAUUUAGGGUCUGUUUUUUAUGACCAUAGGAAUAAGAAUGGGAAAGAAAAACAACCUUUCAAAUAAAUAUUUCAGAUUUUUUUUUCUAAAAUUGAAAUCAAAAAUUAAAAAAAAACAUUUGGAAUUGUGUUCUCCUUUCGCAUUCGUCAUGGAAAAACAGGCCCUUAAUAGAAAAACUGUCUACUUAGGACCGGUUUUUGUAUACCAUGCGAAUGAGGAUGGGAAAGAAAAUCAACCUUUCAAAUAAGUUUUUCAGAACAUUUUUUUUUCUAAAAUUGAAAUCAAAAAUUUUGAAACCCACAUUUAGAAUUGUGUUUUUCGUUCACGUUCGUCAUGGAAAAAUAGGCCCUUAAUAGCGAAACUUGACGGACUCUCUUCUUAGGGCCUGAUUUUGUAUGACCAUACAAAUGAGAAUGGGAAAGAAAAACGUGCUUUCAAAUAAAUAUUUCAGAUUUUUUUCUUAAAUUUAAAUCAAAGAUUUGAAAUUUGGAAUCGUAUUUUUUGUUCACAUUCGCCAUGGAAAACCAGACCCUUAAUAGAGAGACUUGACGGAUUCUCUAUUUAGGGCCUGUUUUUUUAGUAUGACCAUACAAAUGAGAAUGGAAAAAACGCCCUUUCAAAUAAGUUUUACAGAACUUUUUUCUAAAAUUGAAAUCCGAAAUCUGAAAUACACAUUUGGAAUUGUGUUCUUCUUUCGAAUACGUCAUAUAAAAACAUACCCUUAUUGGACAGACUUGACGAACUCUCUCCUUAGACCCUGUUUUCUAGUAUGACCAUACAAAUGAGAAUGGGAACGAAAAACACAUUUUCAAAUAAGUUUUUUAAAACUUUUUUCUAAAAUUGAAAUCAAAAUUUUGAAAUACACAUUUGGAAUCGUAUUUUUUGUUCACAUUCGCCAUGGAAAAACAGGGAGACUUGACGGACUCUCUCCUUAGAGCCUGUUUUUGUAUGACUGUACGAACUAAAAAAAUGGAAGGAAAAACUCCUUUUCAAAUAAGUUUUUUCAGAACUUUUUUUUCUAAAAUUGAAAUCAAAAAAAAAUGAAAAUUUGUAUUCUUCUUUCGCAUUCUUCAUGGAAAACAGGCCCUUAAUAGAGAGACUUGACGGACUCGACUGAGAAAGACAACUUAACAACUUAAGUUGAAAGACGAAUAAGAAUGGAAAAUAAAAACACCCUUUCAAAAAAGUAUUUCAGAAUUUUUAAUUUUUUUCUUAAAUUGAAAUCAAAAAUUUUGAAAAACCCACAUUUGGAAUGGCGUUCUUCUUUCACAUUCUUCAUGGAAAAACAGGCCCUUAAUAUCCCAUAGAAUCCUGCUGCUAGACAAAAAAUGAAAUGUUACAAAUUACAAAUAGCUUUUCAUCAAUCAUGUUGUUUUUGUUUCAAUAAUCAAUUUUAAAUAUUUAAAAAAAACACAAACAAACGAACUUACCCCAUGUGCUUUAAUUAUGACAUACAUACACACACAAAUAGAUAUUUUUUUAAAUACAAAAAUGUUGUUUGUUUCAAUAUUAGUUUUAAAACAAUAAACUUUUUGUUAUAAUUGUAAAAUUGAAAAAAUGCAUAUAUUUUAAUAAUUCAAUAUUUUAAUAAUAUUAAAGUGUUUGUUUUUGUAUAUUCAUUAGAAAAAUUAUACACUUGCUUGCUAUCAUACACAGAUAUACAUAUAUGCAAAAAUAUUAUUAUUAUUUUUUAUUAUAAUAAUAUUAGAAAACACAACAAUAUAUCUUUUAUAUACAUAGAAUUAUUUAAAAAAAAAAAAAAAAACCUGUAACAUGUAACAAAAAUAAAUAUUGUUGGUUUCUGUUUGUUUUUUAUUAUUAUAAUUAUCAUUAUAAUUUUUAUUAUCAACAAUAACUGUAAUGUCUUUGUAAUUUUAAGAUUUCAAUCAUUUCAUUAUGUUUGUUUUUCAUUAUUUCCUCUUUUUUCACAUUUCAUAUUUUAUUUUAAUUUAAGUACCAUUUUUAUAUAUAUUAAUUUUCCUCAAAACAAAAUAUUUUUUUCAAAUUCAUUUUUUUUUUUCAAUUCAUUCAUUUUUUAUCUCUCCCAAAAUUCAUUAUCUUUGCUUGCUGUAUUAGUAGUAUUUUACAAAAAAUGAAAAUGAAACAUGAAUUUAAUAAUGUAUACAAAAAUUGACUAUCCGAUUUAUACAUAUACACAUACAUAUAAAUAAAUUAAAUAUACGUAUUUUUAUGAUUU
Molecule: messenger RNA, 7190 nt
Organism: Musca domestica (house fly)
Lineage: Eukaryota; Metazoa; Arthropoda; Insecta; Diptera; Muscidae
Exons: 4
Coding region: 1564-4443 (959 amino acids)
Source: RefSeq, a predicted model, not a curated record